ACAUGACACACCUCCUGUCCUGCAGUAAACAACAAAGCGGCUGCUAAAAAGACUCAAUCGACCCCGAUUACAACUGUAGUCAUUUGAUCAGGUUGAACCUUUCUUGAAGAACAACGUGGUCGCCUGCCUGUGAAGCCAGCGCAGGCAGUCUCACACAACCUCUGUGUCCUGUAAGAACUGCUUGCAUCCGACGAAACGGCUGGAGACUGCAGAACUUCAGGGAUGAAGCCACUCGCUAUUCUUCUUGUGCUUCUCACCAUAAUGAGUCAUCUCCCCACUGUUGUCAGGACGUUGGGUAUAAUCCAGCACAGCGGGGUCAUAAGGGUUGAUGUUGGUCAGAAUGUGACUUUACGAUGCUCUUCUGAAAACGAUGGAAUAACUUUUGUUUCCUGGUACCAGCAAAGCUUGGGAGGCAAACCGACUAUCAUUUCAACACGUAUGAAGCACAGUGCACAAGCCAAUAUAUAUCCUGCCUAUAAAGAGAGGUUUCAAGUCCUGGCAGGAGUACAAGACAACACCAACAACCUCAUCAUCAGAGAUGUUCGUCUGUCGGAUUCAGCGACUUAUUACUGUGUGAUGUUAGAAUUUACUGCCAUUGAAUUUGGAAAAGGAGUUUUCCUUCAUGUCAAAACAUCACUGUCCAAGACCCAGACGGUUGUUCAGCAGCCAGCAGUGGUGGCACAUCGGACGGGAGAAGCCGUGAGAUUGAACUGUUCGGUACAUACUGAACAAUGUGAGGGAGAUGAGGGUCUCUACUGGUUCAGAUACGGUGGCUCUCAGCCUGCAAUCAUGCAUCCUAGUGAAGAACGGUGCACAAGCCUCACAGAGGAACAGCCUCAACGCAAAAGUUGCAACGCAACCCUGGCAAUAAAGUCGGUGAGUUCCACGGACUCUGGGACGUACUACUGCGCUCUGGCUUCCUGUGGGGAGAUUGUGUUUGGACCUGGGACGAGGCUGGAGAUCGUAGGUGGUUCAACCAGACUCCCAGUGAUGUAUGGUCUGAGUGCAGCAUUGGCAGUUACCAUCAUCGUGCUUCUCUCGUUGAUGUUCGUUGUGCACAAGCUGAGGAGAAAGUUGUGCUCUGUCUGCAAAGGGUCUGGUUCUCAAGUGAGAUCUGUUGCAGCCUCUGAUGCUUUGAGCCAUGAUGAAGAUUCUCUCCAUUACGCUGCUUUGAGGGUGAACAGAAACAGUGAACGGCAUCUUCAAGAGAACAGCCCAGACAGUGCUUGUGUUUACUCCAGAGUGAAGAGCAGAAGGGCUGAGGUCUAGGACACAUGCAGCUGCUUUAGUCACAAAUCUGUAGUUCUUGCCAAGAAAUCACUAAAUGUUCCAUGUAAAGCAAAUGUGGAAGGAAAUAAAUGUUUUUUCUUCUUCCUGUAUUGGAGGUAAAUAUAUUUGCAAUAAAGUAAACA
Messenger RNA from Betta splendens (Siamese fighting fish), 1412 nucleotides. RefSeq lists its product as uncharacterized. The coding region runs from base 223 to 1269 and encodes 348 amino acids. Gene Ontology annotation, biological process: response to bacterium. The transcript has 5 exons. Lineage: Eukaryota; Metazoa; Chordata; Actinopteri; Anabantiformes; Osphronemidae. The record is from RefSeq and is a predicted model, not a curated record.